Messenger RNA from Lymnaea stagnalis (great pond snail), 2586 nucleotides. The record is from the annotation of a GenBank genome assembly. NCBI's taxonomy places the organism in Eukaryota, Metazoa, Mollusca, Gastropoda, Lymnaeidae.
GUUCUGAGUUACAUAAAAAAUAAAUGAGUCUGUUGAAGCUACCCUCCAACAAAAUACUAGCUGUUCAUCUACAGCACUGUGUUGAUGUCAGAAAUGCAACUUCUGGUGAAGUUAAUAUGAGUAGUGCCAGUAAUAUUACAUGGGAGUGUCAGUUGCGUAAAAAGAGUUUUCCAGUGUCACCAUCAGUUUGGAUUCAAGGCAUUGUUGUGAACGUAAGAUCAUUUAAAACACUUAUUCCCUUCAUAAAUUAAUAAUGACUGUUCCAAAGAACAUUUUCCCCAUUUUCAAAAGCUUCAUCACAGGAGCAAAUGAACAUGGAGUUGUAUGACUGAAUCCACAAUAGGAGACUGAGCCUUUGUUAAAAUUAAACAUGUCACACUAACCCUGUACCUACUCUUCCUUGAAUAGACAUAUUUUCUAUUCUUAUCCUAUUUUCUUUUGUUCCCUUGCCAGUCAUGUGAAUCACAGCACAUCUCUGGACUUUGUGUUGUUUCUAGUGAUCCUAAAAGUCCUCGCACACACACUACCAAUGAGUACCUAACCAAGGACAUACAAUGCUCCAUCUCACAACUCAAUGGCCAAAGCCUAACCAUCGGUGGAGAGCCAGAAGACAUUAGGUGGUGGCAACGGGCAGAGAAUAACUCUGGAUCAUGUGAUCAAAGGAUGACAAUUCCCCUCAGUGCAUAAGUUAUGCCAUAUUAGGUUUGCUGAAGUUGGCAAGUGGUGUCACAUAGCUAGGCCUGUAUAAGAGCUUUGACUGCCCCAACUGUUGUUGCCAACUUAUAACUGAUAAUGCAGGUGACGAUGAGCAUAUGGGUUUUAGCUGUGCUUGAGUCCUUGUGAUUAAGAGUAGCCUUAUAAAACUGUUACGGACAUGUCCACCAUGCCAGGCAAGCAAAAGUUCUGCCAGACUGAGUGUGAAAUCCAUCAUCAUUCCUGAUUGCUUUUUUCUAUAUAAAUUUGCCCUGUUUCCAAAUAAGCCUAGGGAUCCUUAAUGGGAGAAAAAUAACAAUAUUGUACUAAAUUACUUAAUAAGCUAAAGCCCACCAAACAAUGGUGGCCGCAAUACAUGAACUUUCCAUUUAGUAAAGUUAGUAAACACACAUUCAAGUAACGCACUUAAUAACAUUCCCAUUUAAUGCUCCCCUGCACCACAAAAUAUAUUAAUAUUCUAAUGUCCCACCCCCUUUUACACCAUAGAUUUUUUAAAUCAUAUGUUAAUUGAGGCUAUUUCUGUAAAACAAAAGAAAAUAUUUUAUACCUAAUGCACUUUCGUUAUUUUUAAGAAUCUCAUUUCGCUCAGUUAGCGAGAUUUUUAUUUUGUGUGCUAUUAAACCUUAAAAUUAGAGACAUAUAUUGUUACAUAGGGGAUAUUAGUAGUCGGUUGAUUUUUCACUGUACAUUGAGGGUACAAAUCACUAAAUUCAUAGCAUGCUAUAUAUAUAAAAUAUAUGUGUGUAUAUAUAUCUAUUUAUAUCUUUCACUUAUAACUUUAUGAUUGCUUAAAUAUAUUAAUGACCACUUCCUUCCCCAAUUUUAAAAUUAUGUCUCAUUAAUUUUGUUUACUAUUUUUUUAAGUUUCAGAACCCAGGAAGCACAGCAUUAAUUGAUGAUGGUACAGGCAUUAUUGUUCUGCCUAACUGUGAUAGCAUAGCUUCAAAGAUUGCCAUCAAAAAGGGUAAGUCUUAAGUGAGGGCAGUAAAAUAAAAGAGGGAUAGGUUAAUUUAUUCCUUCUUAUUCCCAUGCAAUGUUUAUUCAUAAUUAAAUAACACAACUGAAGUGACACCUUUCCUUUUGCAAGUGGCUGUAAUAAUGAUAAUAUCCCAUUAUAAUGAGUCUAUGAUCAAUGAUAUAUUUUUACAUUAUUCAAAGAUAAAUAAAUGAAACAGAUAGUAUGUGAAUUUUUCCAGGAAAUUAUAAAAUAUAGACAUCAACAUUUUUUGUAACUGGAAUGUUGACUAUUCUUGCCUUUGGUUUGAACAUCUUAAAUCAGUAUUUAUCCUGGUGUUACUUCCCUUUCCUCACCUCUCACUAUGAUCUUAUGCUAUUUUGUUUAACUUGGCCCAACAGAUUUCUAUCUUAAACACUUGAUUCGUAUUUGUUAAAUAAGGUCACAGAGGCAAGUCAGUUGACCACAACCUUAGAAAAGUAACUUAAAAAUCAGUUAGCAUUUGAUAAAUGUUAGUGUGGAUAGGAUUUCCAAUGUGGCAGAUGUACUUUCUGCAGGGAUGUAUGUCAUGGCAGUGGGGGCCUUGCAAAGCGGAGGCCCACAUCCAGUGAUAAAACCCAUCAAACUUCAAGACCUGAGCGAUGAUGUGCAGGCGGAGACAAUGUGGCCACUUGAGGUGUUUGAUCAGAUCAAGUAUUUAAAUGGAUGAUUACUUAUGCUGUUAGUGUUUCAAGGGUUGAUCAGAUCAAGUAUUUAAAUGGAUGAUUACUUAUGCUGUUAUUGUUACAAGGGUUGAUCAGAUCAAGUAUUUAAAUGGAUGAUUGCUUAUGCUGUUAGUUUUUCAAGGGUUGAUCAGGUUAAUGACUUGAAGACAGUUUGUGUGAGUAUAUUUACCUUACAAAUUGUACAAAUUUUCA